Molecule: messenger RNA, 2356 nt
Organism: Spizellomyces punctatus DAOM BR117
Lineage: Eukaryota; Fungi; Chytridiomycota; Chytridiomycetes; Spizellomycetales; Spizellomycetaceae
Exons: 1
Coding region: 21-2255 (744 amino acids)
Biological process (GO): mRNA export from nucleus; protein import into nucleus; positive regulation of DNA-templated transcription
Cellular component (GO): nuclear pore outer ring
Molecular function (GO): structural constituent of nuclear pore
Source: RefSeq, a predicted model, not a curated record
UCGUCCUGUUGUCCAGCGAUAUGCUCACACAAGAUGACAGUCUGCCCUCGCAGCAGCUGUCUGAACCGAUCUAUUUGGGAUUAUGCGAGAAAGGCGGAGGUCCACAGCUUGCAGCCAGGGAUCGAGCCAUAGUAGGUGCUAUGCGCCCAUUGAGCAACGAUAUCCUCUGCUAUGCAGCAGCCCGCUCCCCUGCGGAAGAGCCAAUAGCCCGCGAACGUGGAAAGUUUCCGCAAGAUCAAAUUAUCAAGAUUGCAAAGUUUGGGAAGGACAUAAACGAUAGGCGAGUCCCUUUUGUGACAGCCACAGAGCAUAUUUUCACAGUACUGCAAGCAUCUAUACGAUCGACACGGGACGUACGGAGAGGACGUACUGGACGAAGGUCAACGAGACUGGGCUUUGCGGCUGGCGAGGAUUCGAUGGAUAUGGCAGAUGACGCGUAUGGCUCAGGGGAUCAGGAGCGCAAACUCGCAACUUGUCGAGCAAGUGAAGCAUAUCGUAGAGAGAUCCGGCAGUAUGCCAAUGUUUCGCCGCCGCUUGAGAUUGGAGAGUUGCAGCUUUUUAGAACAGCGCAUAGUGCCCUGCAGCUUUUGGAGGCUAUACAUCUCCGAGAUGCGUUUACAACUAAUGCCGCUCGUCCCCAAUGGGGGCAUCUCCAAGAAGGUCUACGUCAAUGGCUAGCAGACAAUUACGACGCGCCUCCGCAGGACGAAUUUGACAAUUUCCGCAAGUCGUUGAGACCACGUGAACAUGAGAAAUACUGGAAGUACGUUUAUCAAUGCCUCCUUCGAGGGCACUUCCAGGCCGCUAUAUCCAUUUUGCACCGGCAUCCAGAUUUUCAGACUCCAUCAAGCGCUCGCCUUGCAGGUGGGCUCAGCGAGAACCCAACUUUGGUCACAGCAGUGGAGCGCGUGCUCUCACAGAUGCCGCGACCACAUCAGUAUCCGUCACAGCUAGACUUUGAGCAAAAGUUUGCAGAAUGGCGUAAAGAUAUUCAACGAUGGGACGUCCCAAAGUUACGUGCGGGUACGAAGGACGCAGAGCAGUUUGCGUAUGUUUUCGGCAUCCUACGUGGAAACGAAGCAGUCAUUCACAAAUUGGCAGAAGACUGGCGGGAGGCACUUGUCGGGAUAAUCUUAUUCGCACGCCCAACAUUGAAAGGGCAUGACGUCGCCGAACUUUUGGGCAAACUCGUCGAGCGAGGUGUCGAUUACAACGACGUUCAGGUGCAAAUCGAGCUAGGGAUUAUUGCACACGAGUUCCAACGAGUAAUUCGUUUCUGCAGUAUGCUGGACUGGUGGUGGCUGGUAGCUCAUAUGACGGACCUUUUGCAUAACUCUGGAACGUUAGAUGACGAAUUACUGGGUCCAUCGAUGCCCGUUGUACCAAAUAAGCGGGACCGGUGUUCCCAACGGGAGUGGUACCUGCUCAAUUAUGCAAACUCGUUGAUUCCGAAUCUCUCCCUCCGGCGGACGGCUUUAGAGUACAUUGCUGUCUGUCCCAAGUUUGGAAGGUCGGUGCUGGAGGAUGUCAUCGUGCGCAUGUCACUGGAUACUGUUGGGGAAGCACCGAAAUUGCUAGAGUUUUGUCGAAGGCACGGCUUGGAUGACGUGAAGAAUGAACUCCAUCGAAGAUUGGCACGCAUAGAAUAUCGUGCGGGGCGAAUAGGAGAAGCCAUCGAGCAUUAUGUGGAAGCUAGGGAUGCACAAAAGGUUUCUGGCCUUGUAGAAGAGAUUAUAGAUGGGUACCUGAGCACCGCAAAUAUGGAGUGGCUGGAUAUUGCUGGAAAAGUCGGACAGCCGGCAUUGGAGUUUAAUGGACGAUUGGCAUUCUUGGCACGAUAUCGAGAGUUUCACGAGCUGUACAAGGCACAAAAGUUUCGGGAAGCUGGAAACCUGCUUGUGGAAAUGCUGACUAGCUCCUUCAGAAAUGAUGAACGAUUCUUUCCAAAGCGAUUACUCUGGACUGCGUUACUCGACAGUCUGCCGUUGCUCGACAUGCAGCAGAUUACAGUCUUUGGCGUAGAUGACAUUUACGAGCUGAUGCGGACUUUGGAGGAAAUACUCACUAGUGAUAGACGAGACGAUUACCUUGGUGCGUGGGAGGCAGCAAACCGAGCGAAGCUCGGAAUAGGGAAAGACAGGAUAAUAUCUGCUGAAGCGCAACUGGAGGUCGUGCGGGAAGCGCUGGUGAGAAAUUUAUCCCGGGCUUUUGUAUAUAAAGGAGAGGAGAAUGCAACGAAUCGGGCGGAUGAAUGAGAGGGGUAAAGACUCACGUCGUAAUAGUCACAUCUACACCCGUCCAUCUAAGUUUCCCAGCCUUUUUGCAUUAUAACAUCGAGAGGUGAAAAGUACAAGAG